This is a messenger RNA of Brassica napus (rape), 1907 nucleotides long. RefSeq names its product amino acid permease 5. The record is from RefSeq and is a predicted model, not a curated record. Gene Ontology annotation, cellular component: plasma membrane. The transcript has 5 exons. NCBI's taxonomy places the organism in Eukaryota, Viridiplantae, Streptophyta, Magnoliopsida, Brassicales, Brassicaceae. The coding region runs from base 292 to 1737 and encodes 481 amino acids.
UAAAUAAAUACAAGCAUUUUUUUGUAAAAAUAUAAAUACAAGCUUUUGUGAGAUCUAUUCGCAUGCAUUUACAAUCUCAUCAGCUUAUCUUUUCAAUUCCUAUGCCUCACUCUCUUCCAAUCACAGAAUCUUCAGCCCAGAGCAAACCGGAACACAUCCAUGUCUGCUGACCGAUGAUUUUAUUUGGAUUGAUUCCUUUUCGUUUAAUUUCGAGAUCUAACAGUCUAAAACCUUAACAGUCUUCUGUCGGAAAAAAAAUUGAGUUCUAUUUUGUCAGCCAAAAAGAAGAAGAUGGUCGAGAAUUCAAAGAAUCGUCAGGAAUUAGGUAUCUCCAUCGAUGUUCUUCCUCGGAACAGCUCCGACUUAUUCGACGAAGAUGGCCGUGUCAAGCGAACCGGGACUGUGUGGACAGCAAGUGCACAUAUUAUAACAGCAGUUAUUGGAUCGGGAGUGUUGUCUCUGGCAUGGGCUGUUGCUCAGAUUGGUUGGGUGGGUGGUCCAGUAGUUAUGAUACUCUUCUCCCUCGUCACUUAUUACACUUCUAUUCUCCUCUGUGCUUGUUACCGUUCAGGCGACUCUGUCACUGGCAAGAGAAACUACACUUACAUGGAUGCUAUCCACUCUAACCUCGGUGGUAUUAAGGUGAAAUUAUGUGGAGUUGUGCAGUAUGUUAAUCUCUUUGGUACUGCGAUUGGUUACACUAUUGCAUCAGCUAUAAGCAUGAUAGCAAUCCAACGGACAAGUUGCCAGCAAAGUAAUGGAGAUAAAGAUCCAUGUCAUGUGAAUGGAAAUCCUUACAUGAUUGCGUUUGGUGCAAUACAAAUCAUAUUCUCUCAGAUUCCGGAUUUUGAUCAGUUGUGGUGGCUAUCCAUUGUGGCUGCACUCAUGUCUUUUGGUUACUCCACCAUUGGUCUUGGUCUUGGCAUCUCAAGAAUGGUAGAUAACAAAGAAAUCAAAGGCACUCUCACUGGAGUCACGAUUGGGACAGUGACACCCACCGAGAAAGUCUGGAGAACUUUUCAGUCUCUCGGGAACAUUGCGUUUGCCUACUCUUACUCCAUGAUUCUCAUCGAGAUUCAGGACACGUUAAAAGCCCCGCCUGCAGAAGAAAAGACGAUGAGGAAAGCGACUCUCAUAAGUGUGGCAGUGACGACGCUCUUCUACAUGCUCUGUGGCUGCGUAGGGUAUGCAGCAUUCGGAGAUUCCGCGCCAGGAAAUCUCCUCGCUGCUGGAGGGUUCAGAAACCCGUAUUGGUUGCUUGACAUAGCCAAUCUCGCCAUAGUGAUUCAUUUAGUUGGAGCUUACCAAGUCUAUUGCCAACCACUCUUUGCUUUCGUCGAGAGAGAAGCUUCAAAGAGGUAUCCAGAGAGUAAGUUCAUCACAAAGGAGACAAAGAUCCACAUCUUUCCGGGGUCCAAACCUUUCAAUUUGAAUCUCUUUAGGCUUGUGUGGAGGACGGUUUUUGUGAUUACAACAACGUUGAUCUCAAUGAUAAUGCCUUUCUUUAACGACGUGCUUGGUCUCUUGGGGGCCAUUGGUUUUUGGCCUCUAACGGUUUAUUUCCCGGUGGAAAUGUAUAUUGUUCAGAAGAAUGUGCCUAGAUGGAGCACAAGAUGGGUUUGUCUUCAAGUCUUAAGUUUGGCUUGUCUUGUUGUGUCUGUAGCGGCCGCAGCAGGAUCUGUAGUUGGGAUUGUUACUGAUCUCAAGAGUUACAAACCUUUCAAGACGGACUUCUGAGAGCCUACGGAAAAAAAUAAACUCUUGCAAUGGGGGAAGAAAUUAGAAUUAUAUGUUGUAACGUGAUCUCUACUGGGCAAUUCUCUCAAAUAGACAUUUUUUUAGUUUUUGUCACAAAAAUAGAUUUUAAAAAACAAAAUGAUCAAAAUAGAUUUUUUUUAUUUUGAAAA